Molecule: messenger RNA, 1064 nt
Organism: Melanaphis sacchari
Lineage: Eukaryota; Metazoa; Arthropoda; Insecta; Hemiptera; Aphididae
Product: larval cuticle protein LCP-22-like
Exons: 4
Coding region: 92-838 (248 amino acids)
Source: RefSeq, a predicted model, not a curated record
UGGGAUGCUCAUUCUGCAUCAGUUGUGUCAUCUGUCCACAUCCCAACACACGGCAAUUUUCUGAUCACAGUAAACGUUCGAAAAAAUCAUCAUGCAAUUCUUGGUAGUGUUAGUAGCUGUUGUCGCAGCGGUUGCUGCGGCUCCACCUAAGGAAGCUGUCAAAGCUUUCCCUUACAGUGGAUUCCCAGUCAACCAGGCUUACUACCCAGGUCAACAAGCAUACUACCCAGGAUACCAAGGUUACCAAGGUUACAACUUCGGAUUCCGUAACGGAUACUACCCAGGACAACAAUCGUACUACCCAGGACAACAAUCGUACUACCCAGGAUACCAAGCCGGUUACCAAGGUUACUAUCCAGGAUACCAAUUCGGUUACCCAGGUUACAACCGUGGUUACUACCCAGGCGCCCCUGCUGUCUACCCAACUGUCAGUGCCGUCACUCCGGCCCCAAUCAUCGCACCUGUGCCAAUUGCCCCAAAAGUUGUUUCACCAGUAUACAAACCAGUAGACAACAAAUUGCCAGCUAUUGUUAGACAAUCGCAGGAAUCGAACGUUGAUGGUAACUUCAAAUACGGAUAUGAAACCGAGAACGGUAUUGUCGCACAGGCUGCCGGAUACGUGAAGAACGCUGGUUCUGAAAACGCCGUUCAAGUUAUUGAAGGUUCUUAUGCUUAUGUCGGUGAUGACGGUGCUCCAGUUGAAGUCAAGUACUACGCCGAUGAGACCGGUUACCACGCAUCUGGAAACGUCGUCCCAACCAUCCCCUCAGAAAUUGCCAAGUCUUUGGAAUUUAUUGCUUCCCAGCCACAGAAACCAGAAGACUCCAAAAAGAAGUAAACAUAGCCUGCAUUAAUCAUUUAUGCUGGCACGGCUCAAACACGUAUACCAUUAGCUAUUAGACACUGCGUGCAAAAUACGCACAUUUUUUAUCAUUGCAAAUAUUGUGUUUGCAGUGAUUUUCUUUAUUCGUAUUUGAAUGACGAAUAAGGAUAAAUUUACUGUACACAAUUCAGUUAUGUUGGAUGUAACAAAAAAACAUAAAAUAUAAAAACUUGAAGUUAAA